AUGGCUGCGGCAAACGGUAGAAUACGUUGUUUCACCUGUAAUAAAGAAAAGGCCACAUCGAAAUGUGCUGGUUGUUUGAAAGAUUUCUGUUAUAACCAUUUGGGUGAUCAUCGUCAACAAUUAGCAAUUCAUUUAGAUGAGAUUGAAGUUCAAAGAGAUCUCUUUCGACAAACACUCACUGAACAAGCGACUGAUCCACAAACACAUCCACUGAUCGAAGAAAUCGAACAAUGGAAAAAUGAUUCCAUCGAUAAAAUUCAUAAAACAGCUGAAGAACUCAAACAGAUAUUAUUUGAGCAUACUUCACGUCAUACACAUCAAUUAGAAGGAAAAUUAAAUACGUUGACAAAUCAAAUUCGAGAGUGUCGAGAGGAAAAUGAUAUUAUGGAAACAGAUUUAAGUCGUUGGCAAAAUGAACUUACAGAACUCAAUGAACAAUUAAUUAAACCGCAAAAUAUAACAAUUCAGUACGAUUCAACACCAUUAGUGACCAACAUUCACAUUGCAGAUACAUCCUCACUGAAUAAUUCUAAUGACGGUAAAACGACAGCAAGAAUUGUUCAGAAACCCUACGUAAAUCAAGAGAAUCAAGCAGUUAAUUUUCAUCUGUCAAAAGCUCUAUCAUGGUUACUACGGCAUGCAGUGACACAAGAAGGUAUACAAUAUCAAUAUGAUGGUUAUGUCUUUGUGGAGGAUGUACUCAGGCAUUCGACAUUCUCUAAUAAGUAUACGAUUCAAGACAUACGUCAAUGCGUCGAAACAAAUGAAAAACAACGUUUUGUGCUUAAAACUGAUCAGAGAACAGGAAAAGAAAUGAUUCGAGCACAACCAAGACAGUAG
Messenger RNA from Adineta ricciae, 840 nucleotides. Lineage: Eukaryota; Metazoa; Rotifera; Eurotatoria; Adinetida; Adinetidae. The record is from the annotation of a GenBank genome assembly.